UUGGCGGCGGCGAAGCCGUCGGGCCAGCGCAGGCUGCCGAGCAGGGCGAAGAGCAGCAGCCGCAGGCAGCCCCCGCGGGUCAUUUCAGCACCAGCGCGCCCGGCCAGGCCACCCCGCGUCCAGCAGCGGCCGCUCCAGGGCUGGGGUCUCUCGGGGGAGCCGGGGCGGGGCCGGCGAGCCCCCCUGGGCGAAGGGGGCGGUGGCUGUCCCUACGAGGGCCGCGGAGGGAGGCCGGGCCGGGCGGGGAGCCAGCCAGGGGUUGGGCACCCCCCCGGCGCCGGGGGCAUACGGGCCAAGCGGCAGGAGCUGCGCGAAGGGGCGGGAGCACAGGCUAGCGGGUAUCUCUGGCGUCUUUCCCGCAGCAGCGACUCUGCCUCCGCCUGGAGUCCCUCCGCAGCAGCCCUGCCAGCGGGCCCGGGAGAGCCGCCCGCCAGCCCCCUCCGCGGCAUGCCCAGCGCAGGGCUUCUUCUAAGCGCUCCUACCUGGUGGCUAGUGACAGUUUUUUCAGUGCAACAAAUUUAUGGGGGCAAAUAUUCAUAUAUUGGUCCAUGUGGAGGACAAGAUUGUUCGGUUUGCCAGUGCUUUCCUGAAAAGGGAUCAAGAGGUCAGCCUGGUCACCUAGGGGCUCAAGGUCCAAUUGGAUCUUUGGGAUGUACAGGGCCAGAUGGUUUGCAAGGAGAAAAAGGACAGAGAGGUGAGAAUGGGCUGCCUGGGCCCGCUGGAGAAAAGGGUGAUAAGGGCCCAACAGGAGUCCCAGGAUUUCCUGGUUUAGAUGGUGUGCCUGGAUAUCCUGGAAUUGAAGGGUCCAGGGGCAAACCUGGCUUGGAUGGCUGCAAUGGUUCAAGAGGAGAUCCCGGAUUUCCAGGAGAGACAGGGUGUAUUGGACCAAGAGGCUCAUUUGGUGUUCUUGGGCAAAAAGGAGAAAAAGGAAACUCUGCAUAUAUUUCAGAUUUCAUUAGAGGUGCUCCAGGAGCAAGAGGUGAACCGGGCCCCCCUGGCACACCUGGACCUAGAGGAGCUAGGGGACCAAUGGGCCGACAUGGAUUGCCAGGCCAACCAGGCUUGCAGGGAGCUACAGGCCUUCCUGGUUUGCAAGGUGAACAGGGCAAUCCAGGUAUUGGAGUGGAUGGACAAAAGGGGGAGCCGGGUGAUGUUGGACCUCCUGGAUCUCCAGGACAGCCAUUGUUGGUUUGGCCGCCCGGUUCUUUCCUGGUUAAAGGAGAAAAGGGUGUAAAAGGAAUGCCUGGGUUGGUAGGACCCAAAGGAUCACAUGGGCCCAAAGGUGCACCUGGAAAUGGAGAGAAGAGUGAAAAAGGUAUUCCUGGAGUCCCUGGAAUGCAGGGUAGCCCUGGUUCUUGUGGAGCUCUCGGUUUUCCAGGAAUAAAGGGGGAAAGUGGAGUUCCUGGUGUUCCUGGUCAGGCUGGUUAUGCAGGUAUAAAGGGGGAUCGUGGAGAACGAGGGCAACCAGGCCUGCCUGGAAUUUUUGGAACACCACCUGUUGCUAUGAAAGGUCCUCGAGGGGAUCCUGGAUCACCAGGUCCUUCUGGAGAGGAGGGGUUGAUUGGACUAACUGGUCCUCCAGGCCCAUCAGGAAGACCUGGUGAAGAUGGAGCAAGCCUCCCUGGUCUGCCAGGAGCAUGUGGGGAACAAGGUCCUAAAGGUUCUCAAGGGAACCCUGGUCUCCCUGGAACAGCUGAAUCAACUCCAGGAAGACUAGGGUCUCCAGGAGCACCAGGAUUACCAGGAGCACCAGGAAGACAGGGUUUGCCUGGACCACCUGGUAUAGUUUGUCAUGGCAGAGGACUUCGUGGACAGCAAGGAAUAAAAGGCCAAAUGGGACCCCUGGGAAGAAGAGGUGAAAAAGGAGAAAAAGGGAAUCACGGCCACUGUUCAUGUGACCUUGGUCCUGCUGGCUCACCUGGUAGACGAGGGCCACCUGGUCAUCAAGGAAGGAAAGGACAGAUGGGAUUUCCUGGAAGCUAUGGAGAAAAGGGUGAUCCAGGUUCCUCUGGCACAAUAGGACCAACAGGACUCCCAGGCAAACCUGGUUCUUCUGGAAUAACUGGUGAAAAAGGAGAAAAGGGUGACCUGGCCAGAGUGAAAAUCAAAGGAAUAAAAGGAAAAAGAGGACCUCUGGGGGCUCCAGGGCUUCCAGGCCAAAAAGGUACUGCUGGCAGAGAUGGAGAUCCAGGAUUGCCUGGAGAGAGAGGAAUUCAAUUAAACACCUUUAUUGUUUUAUCAAACAUCUUGUGUGACAUCCACUGUUAUGUUCCACCAUAUCCUGGAAGUCCAGGCCCUCCAGGUUUUCAAGGGGCUCAAGGACCAAAGGGAUUAAGAGGACCCCCUGGUCCUCCUGGACCAAAUGGCUUUGAUGGGCAAAAGGGCCAACGAGGCAAACCAGGGACAUCAGGUGAUAUAGGGCCAAACGGCUUUCGAGGCAAUGCUGGUGAUCCAGGUGAUGAAGGUGAAAGAGGUUCUUCUCCUGACGGUGCCCCAGGUUUUCCUGGCACUCCUGGACUUGCAGGCCAGAAAGGUGUUCCAGGUGAUACCAGUUACGGUCUUCCAGGAAUUCCAGGCCACAGAGGAUUGCCAGGAUUAUCUGGUUCACAAGGAAUACGAGGUGAAUCAGGUGCUCCUGGGCCACAAGGACAGUCUGGCAGACCAGGAUUUCCAGGUGCUAAAGGUCUGAGAGGCAGAAAAGGUGAAAUAGGCGCUCCAGGCUCACCCGGUCAGCCAUGUGAUAAAGGCUUACAAGGGCCACCAGGACAGCCAGGAGUUCUUGGACAGCGAGGCCCUCCAGGCUUACCAGGUUUUAAAGGUCAGAAAGGAGACAUGGGCCCACCAGGGCCAGCUGGAAUGAAAGGCCUACCAGGAACUCCUGGUGUACCAGGGUCCCCUGGUCCUCCAGGCCCUCGAGGAUAUCCAGGGCUUCCUGGGAACGAUGGAUUACCUGGACUCCCGGGCCAACGAGGUAGCAAAGGCAUCCAAGGCAUCCAAGGUUUCCCAGGAAUCCCAGGAAAAGAAGGACAGACAGGAAUCCCGGGUGGAAAUGGUGAACAAGGAGAAAUGGGUUCAAGGGGGCCUUCUGGAGAAUGUGGGGAUGGAGGGCAAAAAGGUGAAAGAGGUGCUCAAGGAGACAGUGGCUUCAUUACCUUAUGGCUGGAAAAAGGACAAAAGGGAGAACAAGGGCUUCCUGGUGAGGCUGGGUUUCCAGGGGAAACAGGUGAAAAAGGCAGUCCUGGAAUCAGAGGGAUCUCAGGAUUUCCAGGCAAAAAUGGACUCCCAGGAAUUCAGAAGGGUGAACCUGGUGAUAGUGGACAGAUUGGGUUUCCAGGGCUGCCAGGCUCCCCAGGAUCGGCAGGUUUAGGAGGAAUUAGUGGUUUUCAAGGGCAACCGGGUGACCAGGGUGAACGAGGUUUACCGGGAAUUCCUGGAUGUCCAGGACAUGAUGGUACAAAAGGACUUAAAGGUAACAGAGGUGACUCGGGCAGUCAACAUGGUCCGCCUGGUCAAAGAGGGCCUCCAGGAGAUCAUGGAUCACCAGGACCCUGUGGAUUCCCAGGAGAGCAGGGUUUACCAGGUUUCCAAGGGCAACCUGGAAGACAAGGACCCAAGGGGAUGCCUGGAUCCCCAGGAGCAAAUGGCUUUCCAGGUGCCAUAUGUGAUUCAGGAUUGCCAGGAGUUCCAGGUGAACAAGGUAAUACCGGGCCUUUAGGAGCUGCAGGAUUGCCAGGAUUACCUGGUCCCCCAGGCAGGAAAGGUUUAUCAGGGUUGCCUGGAUUAGAUGGCUUGAAUGGACUGCAAGGUCAAAAGGGCUCACCAGGAGUUCCAGGUCAAAGUGAAAUAGGGCCUCCAGGAUCCACAGGAGCACCUGGACCAAAAGGAGACAAGGGUGAGCCUGGACAGCCAGGAGUUUCUCUUCCAGGACCUCCUGGAGACAUGGGUUUGCCAGGACACCCAGGUAGAACAGGAGGUCCCGGGCCUGCGGGACCUGUGGGAAGAUCUCCUGAAACUGCAGCUUCUGGUCCUCCAGGUGAUCAGGGGCCACCUGGUUCACAUGGCAUCAGAGGCCUGCCUGGCCAUCCUGGCCCUCCCGGAAAGACUAUCUUUGUGAAAGGCGAUCCGGGGGAAUUUGGUGUUCCAGGUGCACCCGGUAUUCCUGGCCAGCCAGGGCAGCAAGGAGCCAAAGGCUUUCCAGGAAAUCGAGGAAGAGAAGGCCUGAAAGGUCCGAUGGGAAACCUUGGCUCCCAGGGUCCCCCUGGCCCUUUUGGGCCAUCUGGGGAUCGAGGUUUUCAAGGACAACCUGGCCCUCGAGGUCCUGAAGGUUGCAGAGGUGACCCUGGUGAACCAGGAAAAAUAGAACACUCCCCAUGUCCCAAGACACCGGGUCCUCGUGGAGUAAUAGGACAAAGAGGAGCUGAAGGGUCUAUAGGAUUUCCAGGGCCAAUAGGUUACCCUGGACCUCCAGGAAGUAAAGGUGAAGAAGGGUUGUUUGGCUUGCCAGGUCAAGAUGGUUCACCUGGUCCACCAGGACCCUCAGGUAACCAAGGUGUCAUAGGAGAACGAGGAUACACUGGUCCAGAAGGUCCACCUGGCCAACCUGGGAUCCCAGGACCAUCAGCGCCUGAAACUAGAGCUGCUAGUGGGUUCCUGCUCAUUCUUCACAGUCAGUCAGAUAAAGAACCGUUUUGUCCUGAGGGAAUGCCAAGAUUGUGGACAGGAUAUAGUCUGCUGUAUCUGGAAGGACAGGAGAAAGCUCAUAAUCAAGAUCUUGGUCUGGCUGGAUCCUGUCUUCCUGUAUUCAACACCAUGCCAUUUGUCUACUGCAACAUCAACCAAGUUUGUUACUAUGCCAGUCGAAAUGAUAAGUCCUACUGGCUGUCAACUGCUGCUCCUUUACCAAUGAUGCCGCUCUCUGAAGAUGAAAUACAACCCUACAUUAGCAGAUGUGCUGUAUGUGAGGCCUCAGCCCAAGCUGUAGCAGUUCAUAGCCAAGAUCAGUCCAUUCCCCCAUGCCCAUUGAACUGGAGAAGUCUUUGGAUAGGCUAUUCUUUUUUAAUGCACACUGGGUCUGGAGAUCAGGGAGGUGGACAGUCCCUUAUGUCACCUGGAAGUUGCCUUGAAGACUUUAGAUCAGCACCAUUCAUCGAAUGCCAGGGUCAGCGGGGAACAUGCCAUUUUUUUGCUAAUGAAUAUAGCUUCUGGUUAACAAUCGUCAGGCCAGAAUUGCAGUUUGUGUCUGCUCCUCUGUCAGAAACCCUUAAAGAAGGGCAGGAACAGCGCAAAAAAAUCAGCAGAUGUCAGGUCUGCAUGAAGCAUGGCUAAAAGAGAAAACAAACUGAGGAGUUACACUGAGGGACUUGCCGGGGGAAGAAGCAAAUUGUGCUAAAGAUUUAAAUGGUGCUUACUGUCCAAUUUCAAUUGAAGUGUGCACAGCUCUAUUCCAUCUGUUUAAAAGUUUGCUGCCUGUAUAGUACUGAAAGAUAAAAAUGGUGUAUUUUAUUUAUAUAUAUAUAUAUAUAUAUAUAUACACACACAUACACAAGCAUAUGAAUAGUGAAACCUAGUGUAAGUGACCAGCCAAAGGACCAGCAAAACUAAGUUCUAUUACAUUGUGUUCACCAGCCUAGUAUGCAGGCGACAAGUACAGUUUGGUCUUACACUGAAGGUAUAAUCAAAUUGAUCUGGAAACCUUAGGAAACUUUAAAAUGAGUGCUCACAAUAGCAGAUUUCCUGUUGAUUCUAUGUGUAUCCCUCUAUGAGAUGUAUAAACGUAGUUCUGUCCACACAAUUUCUUACAUAUUUGGUUGAAUUUACACUCAUACAUUCUUAAAUUGUGGGAGGAGAAUGUGAUUUUGUUGCAAACUUCUGCUAGCACAUAGUAAAAACAAACAUGAGAUCAAUGACCAUUUUACUAGUUACAGAACUAACCCAGAUUGCAAAAUUAAUUUGCUAAUGAAAUUUCAUAAGCAAUGAAAAGCAAAAUCUUGUCAAAAUAUGCUAAUGGUUGAUUGUUAUGCAAGAAAAUAAACAAACCAGAUAAUGAAGGAGUAAAAUGCUGUUUAUAUUUUCUUUGCAAUUAAUUUCUCAGCACAUUUAAAUGAAGAUGUAAAGCCGUAAUCCAUAUAGCUGAAGACAACAAAC
This is a messenger RNA of Terrapene triunguis (Three-toed box turtle), 6144 nucleotides long. It is a transcript of the gene COL4A4, whose product is annotated as collagen type IV alpha 4 chain. The transcript is spliced from 47 exons. Gene Ontology annotation, molecular function: extracellular matrix structural constituent. Lineage: Eukaryota; Metazoa; Chordata; Testudines; Emydidae. Gene Ontology annotation, cellular component: collagen trimer. The record is from RefSeq and is a predicted model, not a curated record. The coding region runs from base 448 to 5325 and encodes 1625 amino acids.